UGAUGCCACGUAGAGCUUACGUAGUACACAGGUCUCAGCAGUACAGUAUAAAAUCCUGAAGGAGAAAUGAGUGAAGGAGGUUUUACUUCAGUCAAAUAAGCCUGUGCGAUCGCCAUUUCUGACUCUGCUUGUGGGAUUUUAUUUUUUAGAAUUAAUCAAUUUGUUCUCAGUGGCAGAAUCUCCCACAAAAAACAAAAUGCCUGUGCGAGAACACGAAGAACUGCUGUUACCGGAUGAUGAAGAAGAAAGAGCUUAUGAUUCCAGAGAUAAGGUAGUGAUAAUGGGGAUCGACGACGCAGACCUUGACGACUGUGCGAGUGCGCCGCCGUUUUCGUGGAAGAAGCUUUGGCUUUUCACUGGUCCCGGCUUUUUGAUGAGCAUCGCUUUUCUCGAUCCUGGGAACUUAGAGGGAGAUCUCCAGGCCGGCGCGAUUGCUGGCUACUCACUCUUGUGGCUGCUCAUGUGGGCCACUGCCAUGGGCUUAUUGAUUCAGUUACUGGCGGCCCGGCUCGGCGUGGCCUCCGGAAGACACUUGGCUGAGCUCUGUCGUGAGGAGUACCCCACGUGGGCUCGGAUGGUGCUGUGGAUCAUGGCUGAGUUGGCACUUAUUGGUGCGGAUAUUCAGGAGGUCAUUGGGAGUGCGAUUGCGAUUCAGAUAUUAAGUAACGGGGUUUUCCCUCUCUGGUCGGGGGUUCUUAUCACUGCUCUUGAUUGUUUCAUAUUUCUGCUCCUUGAGAACUACGGUGUGAGAAAAUUGGAAGCUGUUUUUGCUGUUCUCAUUGCAACAAUGGCUCUCUCUUUUGCUUGGAUGUUUGGUGAUGCAAAGCCUAGCGGCAUCGAGCUUCUUGUUGGCCUUUUGGUUCCUAAGCUUAGUUCUAAAACGAUAAAGCAGGCUGUGGGAGUUGUGGGUUGCAUUAUCAUGCCUCACAAUGUUUUCUUGCACUCUGCUCUCGUACAGUCAAGAGAGAUCGAUCACAACAAGAAAGGACGGGUUCAAGAAGCACUCAGAUACUAUUCUAUUGAGUCUACUGUUGCCCUUGUAGUUUCCCUCAUUAUCAAUCUAUUUGUUACGACUGUUUUUGCUAAGGGUUUUUAUGGUACAGAGCUGGCCAAUAGUAUUGGCCUUGUAAAUGCAGGGCAAUACCUUCAAGAGAAGUAUGGAGGUGGAUUUUUCCCAAUUUUAUACAUCUGGGGUAUUGGGUUAUUAGCAGCUGGACAGAGUAGCACUAUUACCGGUACUUACGCGGGGCAGUUUAUCAUGGGAGGUUUUCUGAACUUGAGGUUGAAAAAAUGGCUGAGGGCAUUAAUAACACGAAGCUUUGCAAUUGUCCCAACCAUGAUUGUUGCUCUUGUUUUUGAUAGCAGUGAAGACACUUUGGAUGUACUAAAUGAAUGGUUGAAUGUGCUACAGUCACUUCAAAUCCCUUUUGCUCUUAUCCCACUUUUGUGUUUGGUAUCAAAGGAGCAUAUCAUGGGGAUUUUCAAAAUCGGCCCCAUUCUUCAGAUUGUGUCAUGGCUUGUGGCUACCCUGGUGAUAGUGAUCAAUGGUUAUCUUUUGGUGGACUUUUUCUCCUCUGAAGUGAAUAGUGUGGCCUUUGCUACGGUAGUAUGUGCUUUUACCGGUGCAUAUGUGGCUUUUAUAAUUUACCUUGUUUCCCGGGGCAUUUUAUUCUGUAGUUGGCGUUCUCAAUCCAAGCAGAUGCAGGGAAUUGAAUAAUUAAUCUUCAAUGCCCAUGUCAGUAGCAUAGCUGGAUUGUGAAGUAUAUUUAACCAACAAUUUGGUGGAGGUUCUCUAGCUGCAUUUCCAGAGAAUCCUUUCUGCCUUUAUGUAAGUAUAGCCAUUGAAGUAUUACGCAUUCUUCUCAGGCUAGUCCCCCUGCAGUUUGAAACACAUAAGGUUAGCUGUUUCUGUAUCAAAUAACUUAAACUUUAUUCUGUGGCAUACAAUGAACAGAAACAAACUGCUCAUGCUGUUGAAACUUGUGUGGCAUAACCAUGUAUGCACUUACAGGUAAAGAGUGUCACUCAAGAUAUUUAAACACAACUUAGUAGGAAUUUAUAUUGCCAUAAAA
Molecule: messenger RNA, 2072 nt
Organism: Mangifera indica (mango)
Lineage: Eukaryota; Viridiplantae; Streptophyta; Magnoliopsida; Sapindales; Anacardiaceae
Product: metal transporter Nramp3-like
Exons: 4
Coding region: 197-1717 (506 amino acids)
Biological process (GO): defense response to bacterium; metal ion transport; positive regulation of reactive oxygen species metabolic process
Cellular component (GO): vacuolar membrane
Molecular function (GO): manganese ion transmembrane transporter activity; cadmium ion transmembrane transporter activity
Source: RefSeq, a predicted model, not a curated record